ACUGUAAAGCACGACAUCAUCUGUUGUAUAUACAGCCCGCUGUGCUUUUCUUCUGAGUUUCUGACAUGGUUCGUAAUAUUGUAUUUGUAGUGUUGUUGGUGAGUCUACUGAUUAAGUGCUUCAGCAGCGACUCUGAUGAGUAUUACUGCCCACGAGAGGAAGUUUUAAUCGGGAAGCAGUGCUACAAAAACAUGAAAUCUGCGGUUAUGUAUAAAAAUGAUGCAGAGAAACAUUGUCAGUCUCUGAACAAAGAGUUACCAGAUUCAACACUGGAACAGAACAAAUUAUCAGGUUGGUUGAAGAACACUAUCGCAACAAGAGGAGAUGUUAAAGACAAGUACUGUGUGUACUCUUACACCAACCCUCUCGGCCUCGCCUCGCCUGAUAACCCCCUUUUUAACAUAGCUCCCUGUUCCAGGAAACUUCAUGUUUUGUGUUCUAAGAAACUCCAAAACGGUAAAGCGUGUGAAAGUGGUUGGGUUGAGGCAAUAAGAAACACAUACAAGUAUUGCGUGAGACCCUCUAAGGAAACCAGCGCUGCUGCAGACACAUUCGCCAAAGAUAUCUGUCCCAAAGAUAGCUCCAUCUUUCGGUUCAACUAUGGAGACGAUGAAGAUCAAUUGACCUACGGAAACGUUGUUGACACUGAUACAAACUUGAUGCAACCUUUCUGGACCCCUUUCUACGUAACGGAAGACAAAACUAUCGACUGGUUCACUAAAGAAGAGGCCACACAUUUUAAAACUUGUUUAUACAAGACAGGGAACUUGCACGUGACGAUGGUGUCAUGUGAUACAAUAAAACAGUUCCACUGUCAGUCCCCUGCUAAGGAGAUACCACACGACGAUACAAUAGAUCCAGACCCGUACCAUCCAGAUAAUGAUUACACGUGCGAUACAAUUGGGGACACUCUCUGUGAGAACAAAUGCUACAAACACUGGAGAUCAUACAAGACACAAUUCGAGGCUGAGAAGAACUGUACAUCAAGUGGCUACAAGCUUACCGCUCAAAGUGUGCCAUGUCUUGGGUAUACCACCGGUUGGGUACACGGUAGUUUUGGGGAUGGUAGCCUCAGUACCAACAGUACCCUGCAUCUCAACGUGAACUACUGUGUUUACCUACACGAGGGUGAGACUAAACUAGCUGACUGCAGGACGAGGGCCAAAGCUCUGCACACAGUACAACUAGAAAAAGGAGGGAGUGACUCCUGUCCGGACUCCUUCCACCAAUGUGAAGAUAAAUCCGUCUGUGUGGGAUCCUCUGGAGACAAGAUAACGUGGAGUGAUGCAGUUAACAUCGUGCCCCGUGACCGGAGGAGGCUGCUACAAACUGGAUCGGUGUUAAAAGAUUGUAGUAAAACUAUCAAAGAUAAGCUAAAAGAACCACUUUGGGUGGGAGCUGCUUUGUCAGAAGGGGGCGUGGUCGAGUUUAACAACGGAGAAGAAAUAACGAUAAAAUCUAAAAAGCAAUGCUUAAAGAUAAUAGGAGGGAAGCUUGUAACAGCGGACUGUAAUACUAUGAUGUAUUUCACUUGUGAGAAAUUGGCUAAAGAAUCAGGCAAGAAAUCUGAGUCAUCAUCCAGUUCCGCGAUAGUAAUAGCCCUAGUUGUGGGACCUAUGCUUAUAAUUGGGGUGGUUCUCCUUCUUAUCUAUCGGAAGAAGGGAAAAGAGAUGUGUAUGAGCAGAAGCUCAGUAAAGGAAGUGGAUCUCACUAACAAUGGACUAACUCUGACGAACCCUCUCCCCGUGGAGACGGGAGACAGGUACGAUGUAGAGAGCAAGGCAGACACUUCUGAUAAGAAGAAUACUGCAGAUCACGAGUUGUACUCGGAGGUGGAGAUAUAGUUGUGUUUUAGUUGAGUAGAUACUUUAAAUUAGAGAUAUUGAGUUCUAUUUGGGAUUACUGUUGUUAAACGUUCUAAUCUAGAUAAAGUACAAUAUUGUUAUCUGACAA
Messenger RNA from Bolinopsis microptera, 1953 nucleotides. RefSeq lists its product as uncharacterized. The record is from RefSeq and is a predicted model, not a curated record. The coding region runs from base 66 to 1844 and encodes 592 amino acids. The transcript is spliced from 16 exons. NCBI's taxonomy places the organism in Eukaryota, Metazoa, Ctenophora, Tentaculata, Lobata, Bolinopsidae.